Coregonus clupeaformis (lake whitefish) is the source of this 3755-nucleotide messenger RNA. Its product is annotated as leucine-rich repeat and transmembrane domain-containing protein 2-like. Bases 741 to 2015 code for a protein of 424 amino acids. The transcript has 4 exons. The record is from RefSeq and is a predicted model, not a curated record. Gene Ontology annotation, molecular function: protein binding. Lineage: Eukaryota; Metazoa; Chordata; Actinopteri; Salmoniformes; Salmonidae.
CCUUUUUCAUUCAGCUGUAACACACUAUACUAUUUUUAACUAUUUUUGGCAAACCAGGCGUAAUGCACACACACACACACACACACACACACACACACACACACACACACGUACACACGCACACACACACAAACAGACAAACACUCAGACACACCCACAUGGCAUGCAUAUAUAUGCCAUAGAAACGGCACAGCACUCUCAUACAGGAUCAUACAAAGACGUGGUGUAUCCUGCAAGAGCGACAGUGCGUUAGCUCUCUCGCACACACACACACACACACACACACACACACACACACACACACACACACACACACACACACAUACAGACUGAGCUAGAGUGAACCUCUGGACAGUGCUGCACUCAGACUACCAGGAAAGCAGAGUCGGAAAGAGGACCUGAGAGGAGAAGAGAGGAGAGGAGAGGGAGAUCCACUGCUCCAAGAGACAGAGAGAGAGAGAAAGCAGAAGAGAAGACUGGAGCAUGUGUUUCUCGACCAAGAACAUCUCCCCUUGGGACCCCAACAUCUGCAUACAGCAGGACAAACAGCUGAACUGAACAACACGCAGCUAAAGGACAGUUAGCAGCAUUAUCAGAUGAAGCAUAUUCUUUUAAAAGAUACUACUGUAGCACUUUUCUUGUAGAAUUAUUUUAAGAGCUAUAGCACUUUGGAGGCUGAAACAUUGGCAGAUGGGCUCUGCAUAGCUGGUGGGUGGCACAAGGACGGCACCUACUGAGAGAUGCCAGUGCCAGUCUAUGGUGGCACCAGAGUGGGCAGAGCAGACAUGCAGCCCCUUGACAGGACCCACCCGGAGAGCCUGGCCCUGCCCAGUCUGCUGCUGGUACUGCUUGGUCUGCUAGUGGCAGCUAGCGGAUGUCCCACAGUGUGCAUCUGCAAAAGCAAUGGCACAGACUGUACAGGCCUGGCUCUGCUCUCCCUAACCACCGUCCUGCCCCUGCUGCCCUAUGACACCCGCACCCUCCGCCUGCCCCACAACAACCUCUCCUCCCUAGGCAAUGGGGACCUGUCCAACCUAAGCGCUCUGGAGCUUCUGGACCUCUCCGACAACCACCUCUCCAGCCUGCAGCCGGGGGCUUUCUCCGGACUCAGCAGCCUCCAGUGGCUCAACCUCUCUGGUAACAACCUGGGUGACUGCCCCCUUCCUACCUCUCCAGAUCCCAGUAACCAGACGGAGGUGACACAGAGUAACGGGAGUCGCUGGGGACUGAGCCGAGAGCUGUUCCAUGGUCUGUGGACACUGAAAGGGCUGGACUUGUCCCUGAAUGGCCUGGUUGUUCUGCCCAAGGGCCUGCUGGACGAGCUCCAGGGCCUGGCCUGGCUGUCACUGGCUGGAAACAAGCUGCAGAGCUUGGACAGAGCUACCUUCCAGCCUCUGGGCAGCCUGUUGAGCCUCCAACUGGCAGGGAACCCAUGGGAGUGUGACUGCAACCUGAGGGACUUCAAGCACUGGAUGGAGUGGAUGCUGUACAGACACGGGCAGGUGGAUGCUGUGAAGUGCAACCUCCCCAAGGAGCUGAGGGGGAAAGACAUCCGCAGCAUCCCUAUAGAGAUGUUCAACUACUGCCUGCAGCUGGAUAACCAGGACAGGGUCCCCGGCUACGACGGGCCUCGAGGAGGACGCCCACCCUGCUUCGGUCUGAUUAACGGGCCCAUGAACGGGCCCCAAAUCAACCAAGAAGACUGCGUGCGCCAGCGCUACCGGCCCAUUAGCGUGCGCAGGGCCUGGGGGACUCAGAUCGUGGCGGCGUGUGUGUGUGGCGUGGUGUGCGUGUUGAUGGUGGUGGCAGCAACCUACGGCUGUAUCUAUGCCUCUCUCAUGGCCAAGUACCAGAGGGAGCUGAAGAACAGAGGGCAGCCGCUGAUGGCGGGGGAGGGAGGGGGGGAGACAGACGCUGAGGACGGAGCUUGUCUGUCCUCCCCAAUGUCACCAGAUGAGCCAGAACUGAAGGAGUCCAGCCCGAUAGUCCACGGAUACAGAAUAACAGGCUUUUGAUCAUUGUUUUUCUGACUAGCUGAAAUUCCUGUUAGAAGGAUUCAGUGGACUGAACUGCAUAUCGUACUCCUCUGUGCUAGGGCAUUCUAGGUGAGGGAAUGUAUAGAGCUGAGCAUGCAUAUCCCUGCUGCACUUUGCUGGUGGUGGAUCAUACAGGUGAUCGUAUAGAGGAAAAUAAAAAACGGGACAAACUGGAAUCCUGCUUUGCUUCAAGACGUGUGGAUGCUCUGUGAUUUGUUCUGCCCUGUGUGACUCUUUAGUCAGCUCUCCAACUGUGUGGUAAUGGUUCUGGCACCUCGGUUAAGAGACUUUCCUAGAAAUAGUCUUUGAAAUUGUUAUUAUUCUUUGAAGUUAUUUUUGUUUGAAGCAGAACAUGCCAAUAGAUCAUAGAUGAAGUCAACAUAUUGAAUAUCCCUGUCCAAUAUAUUGUAACUGCUCCUAAUGUUUUGCUACAAAAAUCCCAGGUAUAUAAUCCCAGUAGUGGUUGUCGCUCAAUUAGUUGGAUGAGAGAAAACCAAAAUACAGUUGACAUGAAUGUACUGAGAAAUUAAUGUUAGACGGAUGCAGUCUUUUUUGUGUAUUAGACCUGUGCUCAUGUGCAGUUGCUUAAUCCUCUCUCUACUAAUGUAAUAUUCCAAAUCAUAUCUUCAUUAAUCAAAUCUAUGCAGAGUAAGCCUGCUUUCAAUGGUCCAAAGCCAUAAAAUACAACAGCAUACUACUGACCUCUAGAGGAUGUUAUGAUAACAGCAGCUGAAGAGUAUCAGUUCCAUGGAUAGCAGCCAUAUUCAUUACAAACUGAAACUAGUUGUCAGCUAUUUCCAUUUAUCCAUUUCGAACUGUCAAAGGGAUCAUAAACACUGCCCUAAAACAGGUAUAUAUAACUAUCUCCUUAUUUAUCCAACCCUUAUUUUUGUCUCUAAGUUCAAGUUGAAAUCUCCGUAAGGUGAAACAGCGCCACUGGUCGCCCCAGGUGCAUUUGUUAUUGUUUUUGUUUUGUUUAUGAAAUGAAGUAGAGGAGCAUCCAGCAUCAUGGUAAAAUAAAAUGGUAGUACAUACUCUGCUGUUCUAUCGCGCGUGCAAUGAUGUCUGAGGGGAAAAAACAGUGUUCAUUGUUUGAAGUAAUGUCUUUGUUGUUGUAAUAUCGCAAACGGAAGUAGCAGUUUCACCUCUACGGAUUCCAGCUUUAAGGGCCAUACACACCCUAUGCAAGCAGAGCAACGGAGUGUCGUAUACAGUCCGUUCCAAAAUUUGAGCCACACAAAAGUAAAGCGAACUACGUAGAAAACAAUGCUCCAUCGCUGCGUUUGCGUAGUUUGCGUGGUGUGCAGCGGCCUUUAAGCACAUUCAAUAUUUGCUCUUUAGUUUUGCUCGACAAGACGAAGUGAGAUAAGUGAUAUUCUGUUAAUCAUGCUGACGAAAAUAAAGCAUUUAUUUAUCUAAGCUGCCCAUCACAAUUUAUUCCAGCUGAUUUUUUAUUGUAGCUAUAUUUAUGAAAAAAGCCUAUGAAGAAAACACCUUAUGAAGAUGUGAAAACCAUCACAGUUGUCACAGAUACACUCAACAGUAACCCUGCUCUUUUAGGGAAUUUCACAAGACAAAUGGAGUGUUUCCCUCUCCACAAGAGAAAGUGUGUCAAACAUUUAGCAGUAGCACCCCAGAGAACACUACUACCAGUAUGGUCACUUCAAUACACAUAGAAGCCAUAAGAUGCAUCAACGCCUCCAGCAUUUGUGUAAAGCA